Molecule: messenger RNA, 1392 nt
Organism: Trichosurus vulpecula (common brushtail)
Lineage: Eukaryota; Metazoa; Chordata; Mammalia; Diprotodontia; Phalangeridae
Product: tripartite motif-containing protein 43-like
Exons: 2
Coding region: 1-1392 (463 amino acids)
Molecular function (GO): zinc ion binding
Source: RefSeq, a predicted model, not a curated record
AUGGCUACUGUUUUGGACAAGCUGCAGGAGUUUCAGAGGGAAAUCACCUGUAGCAUCUGUAGGAGCUACUUCUCUGAGCCAGUCACCAUCUGGUGUGGGCACAGCUUUUGCAGAGCAUGUCUCUCCCAGAGCUGGACACUUGGAGCUACAGCUUUCUCUUGCCCUGAAUGCAGGCAAGUGUCCCCAGUCAGAAAAUUCCCAGGAAUCAAUGGGCUCCUAGCACAGCUGACUGACAUGGGCAAAGAGCUCUGCUCCCUGCAUUUGCAGAGUACUGAAGGGCAGAGCCACUGUGGCAGGCACCAGAAAGGGUUCAAGCUCUUUUGUGAAGAUGACCAGACACCAUUGUGUGUGGGAUGUUCCCGGAGCCCAGAGCAUGGGGCUCACAAACUGUCUCCUGUGGAAGAGGCUGCUCACAAGUGCAGGAAGAAGCUGCAGCACAUUCAGAGCCACUUGGGGAAGCAUUUGGAGGAAGCUGAGGAACUUCUUGAUCAGGAGGAGAGACCUGCUGUUGAUUGGGCCUGGAUGAUCUCAGGAGAAUAUAACAAGCUACACUACUUCCUGAAGAAGGCAGAAUGCCAAUGUCUUGAAAGGAUAAUGGAAGACCAAAGGGCAAGCCAGGAAAGACUAUCCCAGCAUAGGCAAGCCCUCCAGGACCUCAUGCUAGUUCUGCAGGAAGCUGACCACCAACCCAAUGUGAAUCUACUACAGGAAGUCAAGCAGUUGCUGGGAAGGACUGAGUCAGUGCUGUCCCAAAGGGCCAAGAUUGUCUUCCCAGAGCUGAAGGAAUACCCCAUCCCUGGCAUGAUCGAGAUGCUCAGAAGAUUCAGAGUGGACAUCACAAUGGAUCCCACAGCAGCCAGUCCCUGUGUGACUAUUUCUGAAGACCUGAAGAGUGUGAAGGCUGCAGAAGGCUGGCAGGUGAACACCAAGCAUCCUGAACACUCUGCUGUCCAUGCUGUCCUUGCUGAGCAGGCCUUCAGCUCAGGCAGACAGUACUGGGAAGUGGAUGUGACUCAACUACCUCAGUGGAUACUGGGGAUCCAUACCCCCUAUUUGAGGAGGAAAAGGAAGAGGAAUGUGGACUCCUGUGACUCUCUGUUCCUGCUUUCCUGUGUCAAGAAGGAAGAGGAUUACUUAUUACAAGCCUAUCCUGGAUCGUUGAACCAUCGAAUGAAGUGCCCUGUGCCCAGGCUUUGGCAACAGGGCUUGGAACUUAUUGGGACUGCCAACCAGGGCUACCCAGCCACCCACGAGACAGGAUUUAAUGAGACCAAGUUCCUUAUUACUCGACCGGAUUUAAAAUCCUCCACUUUGACAGUGACUGCUGUGAGUCCUGGAGAUAAUGGCAUCUAUUUCUGCAGCACGAGUGACACAGUGAGAGAAGAGGAUUGA